Molecule: messenger RNA, 2958 nt
Organism: Oncorhynchus keta (chum salmon)
Lineage: Eukaryota; Metazoa; Chordata; Actinopteri; Salmoniformes; Salmonidae
Product: calsequestrin-2-like
Exons: 11
Coding region: 312-1622 (436 amino acids)
Biological process (GO): regulation of cardiac muscle contraction by regulation of the release of sequestered calcium ion
Cellular component (GO): sarcoplasmic reticulum lumen
Molecular function (GO): calcium ion binding
Source: RefSeq, a predicted model, not a curated record
CCUGUCAGGGCGGUUCUUUCCCUUUGUCUCGGCAGGAGAGAGGGAGCAAAACGGGGAGAGAGAGAGUCUCUGGUUCCUGAACAAGCGUUAGGCGUCAGAGGGCGGCUUGGAAGGAAACUCAAGGAGAUUUAUACUAUAAUUGAAAGGCAACCUGUUAUUCUCCACCUGUCUUUCUAUUGUUGUUUUAACAUUUAUUUUAACAUUUUGGAGAGUUUGUUUUCUGUCCUAAGCGUAAGCGCUCUUGUGGAGGUCGUAACUGGUGAAGGUUACUCUGUGAUUCUCUGGGUGCCUGGUUGUUCCUAACUCAGACCAUGCAUUCUCUGUGGCUGCUUCUGAUCCUGUGCCUGUCCCUGUCCCUGGCGCCCCUAGUCCAGACCGAGAAGGGCCUGGAGUUCCCUCGCUAUGACGGGAACGACAGGGUCAUCAACAUCAAUGACAAGAACUACAAGAAGGCUAUGAAGAAGUACAGCAUUCUCUGUCUGCUGUACCACAAACCCAUCCCUGACGGCAAGGAGCUGCAGAAACAACACCAGAUGACUGAGAUGGUGCUGGAGCUUGCUGCCCAGGUUAUGGAGGAAAAGGAGAUUGGGUUUGGAAUGGUUGACUCCCACGAAGACGUCAAGGUUGCCAAGAAGCUGGGCCUGGUGGAAGAGGGAAGUGUGUACGUGUUCAAGGGAGACCGUAUGAUUGAGUUUGAUGGCCUGCUCUCUGCAGACACCCUGGUGGAGUUCCUACUAGACCUGUUGGAGGAGCCCGUGGAGGUGAUAGGAAAUACUCUGGAGCUGAGGGCCUUCGACAGGAUGGAGGAAGACAUCCGUCUUAUUGGCUACUUCAAAAACGACGAAUCAGAACACUACCAUGCAUUCAAGGAGGCUGCAGAGCAGUUCCAGCCCUACAUCAGAUUCUUCGCUACCUUUGAGAAAUCUGUGGCCAAGGAGCUGACCCUGAAGAUGAACGAGGUGGAUUUCUACGAGCCCUUCAUGGAGGAGCCUGUCACUGUCCCUGACAGGCCUAACUCUGAGGAGGAGAUCGUGGCCUUCGUCACUGAACACAGGAGACCAACACUGAGAAAACUGCGUGCUGAGGACAUGUUUGAGACCUGGGAGGACGAUUUGGAGGGGAUCCAUGUGGUGGCCUUCGCAGAGGAGGAGGACCCUGAUGGUUAUGAGUUCCUGGAGCUGUUGAAGGAAGUGGCCAGAGACAAUACCCACCACCCUGGUCUCAGCAUCAUCUGGAUCGACCCUGAUGACUUCCCCCUGCUGAUCCCCUACUGGGAGAAGACCUUCCACGUGGACCUGUUCAAGCCUCAGAUCGGAGUGGUCAACGUUACUGAUGCUGACAGCAUCUGGCUGGAGAUAGACGAACAGGACCUGCCCACAGCCCAGGAGCUGGAGGAUUGGAUAGAGGACGUCCUGUCUGGCAAGGUCAACACCGAGGAUGAUGAUGAUGAUGACAACGAUGAUGAUGACGAAGAUGACGAAGACGAUAACGAUGAUGAUGACGAAGAUGAUGACGACGAAGAUGAUGACGACGAAGAUGAUGAUGACGAAGAUGAUAACGAUGAUGACGACGAAGAUGAUAACGAUGAUGACGACGACGAAGAUGAUGACGAUGAUGAAUAAUUAAAAAACUACAAAUUUGUAAUCCAAAAUUCAUAACAUUGUUGUAUAGUCUCUUCACUGUACUAUCAUCAAAGUGAACGAGUUCAGGGAGAGAGGAAUAGAUCUAUAUGCUUUUAUAAAACAUUUUGUACAAUGUGUACAUCACUAGCCAAAAUCAACCUUUCUGCAUUAGAAGAAAACCCAUCAACAGAUUUUGUUUUUCAAGAAUCUUUUCAAAAAUACUGUUGAUAAACUGAAAUCUAUCUGAAAGAGAGAAGUAACAAUAUGUUGACCAACAGAGAUACUUCAGAAAACCCCAAACAGUACUUUCCAUCCUUCCCUUAAUUCUACUAAUUUCUAACAAUGACUGGCAACCACGACAAAUACAUCAAUCUAACUUUAGUUUGAUCAAUGAAGUGCUGCUGUACACCAUCCUAAACCUCACUGAAGUCACUGAAAGGUUGGCAUCUUUGUGUGCUUUUCUGUGCCCUCUAUAAUAUACUCCGUGUGUAGAUAAUUGCAUUUUAGGUUCUACUUUCUGGAGUCAGUGCAAAUACACACCUGUCUCUCCCUUUCCCAGGAACUAGAUCUUUGUUAUUACUAUUGACACUUUCCAAUUUCCACAACACUUUCUCUCCUUUCAUCUCCAUCUCUGUAUUCAUGUGUGUUUGAGCAACAGCUGCAAAGUGAGAUAAUAUCAGCAUUGCACACCCAGAUGGGAGAGGAAAGCCUAUUUAAAUGCAAAUUCCUCAAGUCUCAAUUUCUCUAAUUUAUUCUCUUUCCAUGUUUCGUUCUCUUCAUCUUUCUGUCUCUUUCCCUCCUUGACUCAUUGCUCGUUCUCGCCCUCCUUCCGUGGGCUAUUAGAAGAGGAGAUGUGUAGUGGCAGGAGAGAGUUCUCAGUGUUCUGUAGGACCAGGGCACAUGAGGGGGAAGGGGGCUUCAGAUAUUAACUCAAUGUCUAUACUCAACCUUCAUAUUACAACCACUAACUCACUCGCUCGCUCUCUCUCCGCCUUCUCACAUACUGUAUAGUACACAAGACAAAGACACUGCAGCACACACACGCACACACACUUGCGUUCCAAAAAUAAGUCAUACAGUAUGAGAAUAUGUUCAAAUUGUUCAUACAAAUAUUCAUUUUACAGAUGUGAAUCUUGAGACAGUUAUUCUAAUCCCAUAUCUGUGACCUUAAAGCAAAAACCUAAGACACACACACACACACACACACACACACACACACACACACACACACACACACACACACACACACACACACACACACACACACACACACACACACACACACACACACACACACACACACACACACACACACACACACUCUAUUGGACAAAAA